AUGUCCUCUGCAUUGGGUCGCUCAGUACUGAAACGUAUCCCUAUGCCGUCCAAAGUCGCCAUGCCACCUGUCUCGAGCGGGAACCGUAAUAUUAAAAGACACAGGGCCAAAAAACAGAACCCAGAACCUACUACGCCGUUGGGAGUGCUACUGAAUCAUGAGAUCCCAGAAAUAUGCAGAGAGCACAAUCUGACCCUUGCACAGGUGUCUAACCCCUUAAACAAGGUUUUAAAUAAUACAGACUUGCGUGCAAAAUACAACAGAGUGGUUGAGUCUGUCGAAAUUCUGAAGUACUCCUCCAACGGCGAAGGACUGGCGUUGCUACCACACCCUGAAAUUCCAGAUGGGAAGCAGAUCGCAUUGGUUCCGUUCGCGAUGCCAGAGGACAUUGUUACAAUCCGAGUUUUCAUGACCAAAGAGACCCAUGUGGACGCCGAUCUGCUCGAAAUCGAGAAACCCUCACCCCUGAGGAAACAGGAACUUAUCAGAUGCAAGUAUUUUGGAGCCUGUUCUGGGUGUCAGUACCAGCCGAUCGAAUAUGACGACCAGCUCAAUUUCAAACGCCAAACUAUAAUCAACGCCUAUAGAUACUUUGCUCCACGUCUGACAUCUUUGGGAAAAUUGCCUGAGGUUGGAGCAACUGUUGCUAGUCCGCUCCAGUAUGGUUACCGCACAAAACUGACUCCUCAUUACCAAUUCAGCCGCCACCAGGAUCCGUCACUGCGUCCCAAUUUUGGAUUUGGCUCUAAGGGCCGUCCAUCUUGGAGAGACGUGCCAAAAAGAGAUUACCCCGGUGAAGUGAUGGAUAUCGAGGAUUGCAUAAUAGGAACAGACAUUGUGAGACAGGGAUUGAAGAAUGAGCGCGCGCGGCUUGAGAAGCUAAUCGAAGCUGGACAAGUGAAACACAAGGGAGCGACAGUCUUGCUCAGAGAAGACACUCGACGCAGUCGUGAGGAGCUGAAGGGAUCUACAACAGAGGAUGGAACGCUUUCAGUUGUGGAGAAAGAUGACAUGUUCAAGACCUGUGUCACUGACAACAACGCCAUUGUGAGUGAGUACGUGAAUGGCUUGCGGUUUGACUUCGUGGCCAACGAGUUCUUUCAGAACAAUAACUCUAUCUUGCCAAAAGUUUUAGAGUACGUCAAGUCUAACCUUGCAUUCGACGAGUCCGGCGAUAAUUACCUUGUCGACGCGUACUGCGGAUCAGGUCUGUUCAGCAUUUCGUGUGCAUCGUCUGUUCGCCAAUCGUUAGGCGUGGAGAUUUCUGCUCAUUCGAUCAAAUUCGCCAAGAGAAAUGUGGAACUGAACGAUAUUCACAAUUGCGAGUUCAUUGAGGGCAAAGCUGAAAAGCUUUUUGAGAAGAUCGAUUUCCCUAAGGACAGAACAUCUGUGAUUUUAGAUCCUCCACGAAAAGGGUGCGAUGAGGUUUUCCUGAAGCAGCUCGCAGAGUUCUAUCCGAAAAGAAUUGUUUAUGUUUCUUGCAAUGUUCACUCGCAAGCCAGAGAUGUGGAAUACUUCCUCACGGAAACGGAAAAGGGCAAGGACUAUAAACUUGAAAGCAUCAUUGGGUUCGACUUUUUUCCGCAGACACACCACGUCGAAGGCGUCGCAGUUCUGAGCCGUGCUACGAAUUAA
Molecule: messenger RNA, 1635 nt
Organism: Ogataea haglerorum
Lineage: Eukaryota; Fungi; Ascomycota; Pichiomycetes; Pichiales; Pichiaceae
Exons: 1
Coding region: 1-1635 (544 amino acids)
Biological process (GO): tRNA processing
Molecular function (GO): tRNA (uracil(54)-C5)-methyltransferase activity, S-adenosyl methionine-dependent
Source: RefSeq, a predicted model, not a curated record